AUGGCCCAGGAAGGUGCAGAUGUAGCAUCGGCUUACCGAGACUUCUACCACGCAAAGUUUCAAGAGGACGUUUCAGCCGGCACCAAGAAACCUUUCCUAGUCCCUUUAUACUUCCUCAGCUAUUGGUUUAUACCCAUCGUCUAUCUUGCCAUACCACAUAAGAACCGGCCAUGGUUAUACCGAGCCAGAUGGCUUGUCCUCGCUUUUACCGUGGCCUUUAAUUUUCAUAUGAUACUUAACGUCUCAAGCCACAACUUCGCCUCCGCUUAUGGUGCUGGUCUUAUCGGUGCUUGGGGGAUCAUAUGGAAUUUCACCCUGUUGGUCUGGACAAAACCACAGUGGGAAGCCAGGCGGGUGGAAAUUAGAAGGAAGAGAAGCCGAAAGAAUGGCCAUAUUGUUCAGACGACUAAGAGCUCUAAGGGGGGAGCAGAUUCUGCAGAUUCUGCAGAUUCGACUGGUUUAGAAUCAGACCGAUGUAAACCUAACGGCAAUGGAUCGGCUCAUAACCGUAAAGAAAGGAAAGAUGGCGCUGCCAUCCCGAAAACAUCUCCGGAACAAACAGAGUUAUCAGAGUUAUCAGAGGAAUCAAGGAAACUGCUCUUAGACGCAAUACCUUCGCUGCGGAAAUAUCAAAAUGACGACGAAAUAGUUGCCCAACUCAAAAAAUUAGAAGCAGAGCAAGAGUUCGAGUACUACUGGCAGGAAUAUCCAGCCGACGCUUCUCUCUGGACCCGACUAGACUGGGCCUUCGACAUUGCCAGCUCGUUCCGGAUGACAGGCUGGAAUUGGGCAAUCCCCUGCCUACCGCCCUAUGACCUGCCUCCCACUAUCAACGGGUACCAGCUUCCCCUGAGUACCGUUGGUCCUCAGCGCAGUAAGCAAGGCUACACGCGGCAACUCACUCUCAAAUCUCUCUUCCUCACGCGCUUCUUCCGGGACAUCAUCCCGAACUACCUCCUCGUCGACUUCUGUGCCGUGCACAUGACCGCCGACCCAUACUUCAUCCUCGGACCCGAACACAGCAAUCUCGCCCCUCUCCCACCUCACUUAACAUCUCUCUCCCCCAUCGUCCUUUCCGCCCAGCGCACUGCCCUCACGUUCCUAGGCGUAAUAUCCGCGCUCCAACUUGCCUUCGCCUUCGGCGCUUUGUCCCUAGCCCUGCUCCCUCCUUCCCCUCAAAUAUUGCGUUUCCGCGCCCACCCCUGGCACCUCCCCUCCUCUAUCGGCUCUUUCUCCCAGGUUCUAGACCGCGGGUUGGCUGGGUUUUGGGGCAGCUGGUGGCACCAGACGUUCCGAUUUGGGUUCUCGGCGCCGACGCGCUGGCUCGAGACUAACGGGUACGUGAAACCAGGAUCGCCGGCGCAACGCGCUGCGGCGUUUGCCUUUGCAUUUCUGCAGUCGGCCUUCUUGCAUGCGUCGGGCAGUUAUAGCACUGUGCCUACGAGAUCCAAGUGGUGGCUUCCGCCGCUGUUCUUCAUGUUCGCAGGCCUGGGGUCUACGCUGCAGACGUGGUUGGCGCGCGCUGUUUUCGGGGCGCUGAUACGUCGGAUGCCGCGGUGGGUAAGGAGGCUCGGAAACUUGGUUUUUGUACUCGGGUGGAUGUGGUUGACGAGCUGGGCGCUGAUAGAUGACUUCGGACGCUGUGGGUUAUGGCUCUUCGAGCCGGUGCCUGUUUCCGUAUUCAGGUGGCUAGGUUACGGACCGACUCUGGACCGCCGCGUGUGGAGGUACGAGAGGGAUUUCUGGCCGAAGUGGUACUGGGGGAAGCAUUGGUGGGAUAGCGGGUUUGGAAUCUAA
Daldinia loculata is the source of this 1797-nucleotide messenger RNA. RefSeq lists its product as uncharacterized. The record is from RefSeq and is a predicted model, not a curated record. The transcript has 2 exons. The coding region runs from base 1 to 1797 and encodes 598 amino acids. Lineage: Eukaryota; Fungi; Ascomycota; Sordariomycetes; Xylariales; Hypoxylaceae. Gene Ontology annotation, biological process: lipid metabolic process.